AUGGAGUUCUUAAGCGGCCGAGCGAGGCUGAAGGCCGGGGACCGGCGGGAGCUGUAUCCCCACAGCCUGCAGUUCUACCUGGAGCCCCCCACAGAAAACAUCUCUCUGGUGGAGUUCGAGAGCUUAGCCGUCGACCGUCUGAAGCUGCUCAAAGCAGUUGAGAACCUUGGUGUGAGCUAUGCGAGGAGCAGUGAAUGCUACAAAACCAAGCUGGAGGCUGAGCUCCGCAAGCUGAAGUUUCCCUACAAAGCUUUGGCUGAGGAUGAUUAUGAGGCACGCAGGAAGGACCACAUCUCUCAUUUCAUACUGCGCCUUGCUUACUGCCAGUCAGACGACCUCAGGCGGUGGUUUCUCCAGCAGGAGAUGGAUCUGCUGCGGUACCGCUUCAACCAGCUGACUGAUGGCCUCAGGCAGAAGUUCCUGGAGUAUGUCAAUCUCUCCUUUGAAGCUGUUAGUGAAGACCUGAAAAAUGAGUUGGCAAAUGAGCUGUGUGCAUCCACCCCUGGCUUCAGCAUGAUUAAAGUGAAAGAACAAAUGUUCUACAAGGUUGGGCUUGCAGAUGCUGUGGAUCUGUUCAGAGCCAGGAGGGUGUUCGUCAUGGAGGGCUUUGCCUACGUGCCGCUGAAGGACGUUGACGCCAUCGUCCUGAACAGCUACAGGGCGAAGUUGUCCAAGGCCCUGGCGCUGACAGUGCGGUCGCUGCCUGCCGUACAGUCUGACGAGAGACUGCAGCCUCUGCUGAAGCACCUCAGCCAUGCCUAUGUUGGCCCAGAUUACAGCGUGCAGAAGAAUGCAGGAAAGAUUUCUCUGGAGGAGAUUGAUGCUCUGUCGGUGAGGUCCUUCCCGCUCUGCAUGCGGCAACUGCACCGAGCCCUGCGGGACAGCCACCACCUGCGCCACGGCGGCCGCAUGCAAUAUGGCCUCUUCCUGAAGGGCAUCGGCCUGACGCUGGAGCAAGCCCUGGACUUCUGGAAGAGAGAGUUCAUCCGGGGCAAAGUGGAUGCAGACAAGUUCGACAAAGGCUAUGCUUACAGCAUCCGGCACAGCUACGGCAGGGAGGGCAGGAGGACUGACUACACCCCCUACAGCUGCAUGAAGAUCAUCAUGUCCAACCCCCCCAGCCAGGGCGACUACCAUGGGUGUCCCUUCCGCCACUGUGAGCCGGAGCUGCUGAGGCAGAAGCUGCAGGCCUGCAAGGUGCCUCCUGCUGGGAUAGCUCAGAUCCUGGAGCUGGUGAAGGGCAUGCACUACCAGCUGGCCUGCCAGAAGUACUUCGAGCUGACCCACGAGGUGGAUGAUGUGGGGUUCUCUUUGAGUCACCCUAACCAGUACUUCACAGAGAGCCAGAGGCUGCUGAGUGGUGCUAGAGAAGGAAAGAAGGAACCGAGCAGCCCAGGAAACUCCCAACAGAAGAGUGUCAGGCAGGAAAGCAAGAAUGUGAGUUCUGCCCUGACCCCUUCCAGUACAGCAGCUGCUGCAGAGCUGGAGGGGCUGAAGGCUUACUUCACUGAAGACUGAGCAGCUGU
Molecule: messenger RNA, 1526 nt
Organism: Indicator indicator
Lineage: Eukaryota; Metazoa; Chordata; Aves; Piciformes; Indicatoridae
Gene: PRIM2
Product: DNA primase subunit 2
Exons: 13
Coding region: 1-1518 (505 amino acids)
Biological process (GO): DNA replication, synthesis of primer
Cellular component (GO): alpha DNA polymerase:primase complex
Source: RefSeq, a predicted model, not a curated record